Molecule: messenger RNA, 618 nt
Organism: Oikopleura dioica
Lineage: Eukaryota; Metazoa; Chordata; Appendicularia; Copelata; Oikopleuridae
Source: the annotation of a GenBank genome assembly
AUGAACAUUAUCGCUCUCGUCUGUUUUAUUCUCUCCUGCGCUCUCGCCCAAAAUACGACGACAACAGUAGUACCUUCAAAUUCAACAACCAGUGGUACGACAACGACAUCAAAGAGCACAACUUCGACAACUCUUCCUGAUACGACUGCCCCUGCAAACAGCACAACAACGACCCCAGGAAAUACAACCACAACACUUGCUCCAGACACGACUACCCCAUCAAAUGGUACAACGACUACGAUUCCUGUAACAACACCCUCAAACGCCACCACACCAACUGAAUCACCAACCCCAGCGCCAAAUCAAGGUGGUUUUUCAGGCUCCUCCUUUUUCGGCGGCAUGGUUUUCUCCGCGGCUCUGAUUGCUGCGGCUUUCUUUGGCUUGAAGUUUUACCGAGCGCGGAAUCCAGACUACAGAACACUAUCCGAUAAGAUACAAAUCGAUGGCAUCUUUUUCACAAAUCGUAAAAAUCACGAGAGCGUGAAGCGAUACAACGCUGCGAACUUGGACCUCGAAGCCUGCAUGGCUGAAGGGGACCUAAAAAUAGACACAGGUUCCGCUCUGUCAAUAUUAAGUCCCAACGGAUUAAACAAAGUACUGCAUCGCCAAUUAGGAUGA